GCAGGGCAUAGGGGGCAGGGGUAGGUGGGCCCCCCCCAGGUGCCUGCAGGAAGCAGGGCUGUGGGCACAGGCAAGGCCAAGAGCAAGGAGGAGCCACUUCCCGGCCCUAGAAGGCCUCCAGGGCAGGCGAGCGAGUGCCAGGGGCAGAGGUGGCCGGCUGAGCAGGCCUUAGGGGCAAGGUCACAGCCCUGAAAGCAGCCUCAGAUGCUGUCCAGAGGGGCAGGGCCCAGCUAGCGUCAGGAGGGGCAGGUGCGACCGGCCAUGUUUGGUGUCCAGGGCCUGCUCCGGGCCCUUCGCCGAUGUUCUUCGGCUCCAUGUCCCAAGCGCACGCCAGUGGCGAGGCUGAGGGUCCGGGAGGCGCUGGAGGCCCGGGAGCUUCCGGGUGGCAAUGUUAAAGUCCAGGGCUGGGUCCGUUCUGUGCGUUCCCAGAAAGAAGUUUUGUUUCUGCAUAUAAAUGACGGGAGUUCGCUGGAAAGCCUCCAGGUUGUUGCUGACCCAAGCUUGGAAUAUAGAGAUUUGACCUUCGGAAGUGCUGUGGAAGUGCAAGGGAAGCUGCUGAAAAGCCUUCAUCAAAAGCAGAAUGUGGAGCUAAAAGCUGAAAAUAUCCAUGUGGUGGGACCCUGUGAUACUCUGACGUUCCCUUUCAAACCAAGGGAGAAGCACCCUUUGGAAUACACCCGGCAGUUCCCUCACUUGCGGUGUAGGACCAACACACUGAGGUCCCUCCUGAGGGUACGAAGUGAAGCAACUGCUGCAAUCCACUCAUUUUUCCAGGAGAAUGGCUAUGUGCACAUCCAUACUCCUGUCAUUACAUCAAAUGACUGUGAAGGUGGUGGGGAGCUCUUCCAAAUUGAGACAGCAAAUAAAGUAAAGGAACCUGAAGGGGAGUCCCAUUUCUUCAAAGUUCCUGCUUUCCUGACGGUCUCUGGACAGCUCCAUCUGGAAGUGAUGGCUGGGGCAUUCACCCAGGUGUUCACCUUUGGGCCAACGUUUCGAGCUGAGAAUUCACAGAGUCGCAGGCACCUGGCAGAGUUUUACAUGGUUGAAGCUGAGGUGUCGUUCACAGAAAGCCUUCAGGACAUCAUGCAGGUUAUAGAGGAUCUUUUCAAGACCGCCACAAGCACAGUGCUUUCCAGAUGUCCUCACGAAGUCGAGUUUUUUUAUAAAUACAUAGCUCCUGCCCAAAAGGGCAGAUUGGAACGAAUGCUGAAGAACAAAUUUCUAACACUUUCCUACACUGAAGCAGUGGAAAUUUUAAAGCGAGCACCUCAGACUUUCACUUUCAAACCAGAGUGGGGCCAAGAUCUCCAAACCGAGCAUGAGAAGUACCUGGUGACGCACUGUGGUGAAGUUCCUGUGUUUGUGAUUGACUAUCCAUAUGAUCUCAAACCUUUCUACAUGCGAGAUAAUGAUGAUGGACCUCAGCACACAGUUGCAGCUGUUGAUCUUCUGGUACCAGGAGUAGGGGAGCUAUGUGGAGGCAGCCUGAGGGAAGAGCGACUGCAUUUCCUACAGUCACGCUUACAGAGGUUGGGACUCUCAGACACCUACCAAUGGUACCUAGAUCUCCGGAAGUUUGGAUCCAUCCCUCACGGAGGCUUCGGUAUGGGGUUUGAGCGCUACCUGCAGUGCCUCCUGGGUGUUAGCAAUAUCAAAGACGUCAUGCCUUUCCCGAGGUUUCCUCACUCCUGUCUGUUGUAGCCCAGUAGCGGCCACCAAAACUUUGGUGGUGUAUUUGUAUGUAUAUAUAAUGCGUGUGCAUAGAAUGCAGUAUGUUGUUGAGGAAAAAAACAUGGAGCGUUUUUUUUUUGUAUUAAAACCUCAAAAACUUGUGGCGAAUUGAAUGGAGGGGGUGUAUUUGGUAGCAGCCGUGUUGGUCUGAGACUCAAAGAAAUGCAAAACUCUAGAGCUCUUGGUUCAGAGAUGAGACCUUUUAUUAGACCAGCUAAGAAACUGCAAAAAAUAAAUGUUUUUCUGCAAGCUUUCGGGCACACCUGCCCUUUCUCAGGCUCAGGGCAAAUUGAAGAUGGUAAGAAGUCCCCAUAGGUAGAAAAUAAACUUCGUUUUUGCACAGAGGAUGCUGAAGGUGCACUUUCAUGAAUAAUUUAUGAAGCUGCACCUUCAUAAAUAAAUGAAGUUUGUUUGCUACGUAUGGGGACUUUUUGCCAUCUUUAAUUUUCCCUGAGCCUGAGGAAGGGCAAGUGUGCCUGAAAGCUUGCAGAACAACUUUUUUUUUCUUUUUUUUUGCGAUUUCUUAGUUGGUGUAAUAAAAGGUAUCAAAACUAAAGAGAGGGCAUUUAGGAGUAUUACUGCUCUUUGAGAAACUUUGGAUCCUACUCUGACUUCGUAUUAGUUAUACAGCAAUUUAAAUCUUCAAAGCAAAGCACUUCAGGUAAAUUAAUGAGCCCUACUUAAGUGAAGAGUUAAAUUCUUCAUGGGAGUAACACAGGUCACAACUGUAAUCAAUAUGCAUUGCUGGGUAAUGCUGUUUUUAUAAUGCAAGACGUUAAUAAGGGGGUGUGACCCACGCACAGGACUGAGAGACAGGAGGCUUUGAGUACUAAUUAAAUGUCUGCACAGUGCUUUGAAGAUGGAACGGCAGAGAAUUGCUAAGUAGUGUCCUUCACUGUGACGCAUAGGCUCUUAUGAAAUAGCCAUUGGUAAAGAUUCUUCCCUUAUUAAAAUCAAGUCUAGGCUUAUAUUGGAAAGUGUACAUUUGGAAAGUGUAUAUUAACUGUGGGAGGACAACACAGAUGAUUUUGAUUUUAUGAGCCAUCGAUAAAGAAGCAUGGUAGGUUUUUUUC
Molecule: messenger RNA, 2804 nt
Organism: Gavialis gangeticus (Gharial)
Lineage: Eukaryota; Metazoa; Chordata; Crocodylia; Gavialidae
Gene: NARS2
Product: asparaginyl-tRNA synthetase 2, mitochondrial (putative)
Exons: 14
Coding region: 262-1701 (479 amino acids)
Biological process (GO): asparaginyl-tRNA aminoacylation
Cellular component (GO): mitochondrion
Molecular function (GO): asparagine-tRNA ligase activity; ATP binding; nucleic acid binding
Source: RefSeq, a predicted model, not a curated record